This is a messenger RNA of Caenorhabditis remanei, 2133 nucleotides long. RefSeq lists its product as uncharacterized. The coding region runs from base 1 to 2133 and encodes 710 amino acids. Lineage: Eukaryota; Metazoa; Nematoda; Chromadorea; Rhabditida; Rhabditidae. Gene Ontology annotation, biological process: translation; phenylalanyl-tRNA aminoacylation. Gene Ontology annotation, cellular component: ribosome; cytoplasm; phenylalanine-tRNA ligase complex. The record is from RefSeq and is a predicted model, not a curated record. Gene Ontology annotation, molecular function: structural constituent of ribosome; ATP binding; phenylalanine-tRNA ligase activity. The transcript is spliced from 9 exons.
AUGAGUGAUCCCGACCGGCUCAAUCAAAUUCUACGAGACCAACCGUAUAUUGAAGGAUUCGCUCAACCGUCGUCGGUCGAUUUCUCAACGAGAGCAUCCCUAAAUCCAAAAGAUUUGAAAGGAAGAGAACAUUUGGACCGUUGGUUUCAUCAUUUAUCUUCUUUCGAAAUGACUGCGGAUACAGCUGUUCGCUCUACGGAGAAUUUGCCACAACAAAUUUUGGAUUUCCUCGGAAAAUCCAACGAAUUCAACUCUAUCCAACUUGCUCAACAAUGGGAUAUCGAUCAUCAAAAACUCAUUGGAGCAAUCAAAAGUUUGUUGGCUAAUGAAGGUGUUCUUGCCACGAAAGAUGUCACUGAGAAGCGUCUGGAAUUGACGAACGAAGGAGUUCAAUUCGCAAACGAAGGAUCUCCAGAAUUCCUCGUUUUCGAAUUCAUCGGAGCUGAUGGAGCUGCUCAGGCUGAUAUUCAGAAACAACCAUUCGGAAAGAUUGGAAUGGCGAAGGCUAUGCAGUUCAAAUGGGUUUCUGUUGAUAAAGGGCGUGUUGUUCGACAGACUUCUGAUGUCACCGAUACUACUAGAAAGCAGUUGGAGUCGCUGAGAAUUGGAGAAGAUGUUGAUGAGAAUGGAAAGAAGGAACUGAAGAAAAGGAAGCUCAUCAGUGAAGUGAAUAUCAAGGGAUUGUUGGUGACGAAAGGUGACUCUUUCACCACGAGUCUCGCUAAACAGGAAGCUGAUUUGACUCCUGAAAUGAUUGCUUCCGGUUCAUGGAAAGACAAACAAUUCAAAAAAUACAACUUUGAAUCGCUCGGAGUCGUUCCAUCAUCCGGACACCUCCAUCCACUGAUGAAGGUUAGAUCGGAAUUCCGACAAAUUUUCUUCUCGAUGGGAUUCUCUGAAAUGGCUACAAAUCGAUAUGUUGAGUCCUCUUUCUGGAACUUCGACGCUCUCUUCCAGCCACAACAACAUCCGGCAAGAGAUGCUCAUGACACUUUCUUCGUUUCGGACCCUGCUAUUAGCACAACCUUCCCUCAAGACUACCUCGAGCGUGUGAAAACUGUGCAUUCCAAGGGAGGAUACGGAUCGGCUGGAUACAAUUAUGACUGGAAAAUUGAGGAGGCGCAGAAGAAUGUUCUCAGAACGCACACCACUGCGGUAUCAGCACGGCAACUGUAUCAAUUGGCCCAAGAGGGAUUCCGACCAUCCAAGUUGUUCUCCAUUGAUCGAGUCUUCCGUAACGAGACCCUUGAUGCCACUCAUUUGGCCGAAUUCCACCAAGUCGAGGGAGUAAUUGCCGAGAAGAAUCUUAGUUUGGCUCAUCUUAUUGGAGUCUUCACCGAAUUCUUCAAGAAGUUGGGAAUCACCAACCUCCGCUUCAAGCCAACCUACAAUCCAUACACCGAGCCAAGUAUGGAGAUCUUCGCUUACCAUCAAGGACUUGCCAAAUGGGUUGAGAUUGGAAACUCUGGAAUGUUCCGCCCUGAAAUGCUUCUUCCGAUGGGUCUUCCAGCUGAUGUGAAUGUUGCUGGAUAUGGUUUAUCAUUGGAACGCCCUACAAUGAUCAAGUAUGGAAUCAACAAUAUUCGUGAUCUUUUUGGAAGCAAAAUCGAUCUGGAAGUGGUCUACAAUACUCCUAUUUGCCGACUUGAUAAAAUGACAACUAGAUUAGCACGUCUGUGGCAGCCAGGAAAUCCACAACGACGUGUGUUCCUUCCAGACUUCUGGUUGGCUGUCGUCGAGUCACCGGAUGUUGGAAGAAAUAAAUUACCGAGGAAUUGUGUCAAGUUUGAGGUAGACCCCCGAAUGUCUCGUCACGACAUUCGUGAAUAUCUUACAAAAAUCUAUGAUCUACCGGUACGUGACGUUCGAACAGAAGUACAAAUGGGUGAUAUCACAUGGAACUCGAAGCAUGAUCAUCAGUAUAAGAAGGCAAUGUGGAAAGACGACGACAAGAAGUUUGCCUACGUGUUCAUGUCAAAAGGAUUCACUUUUUCGUAUCCGAAGAUGUUCGAUUCGUUGGAGGAAGAUCUGGAAUUGAUUAAAGCGAAACAGCAGCAAGAGGAUCUGAAGGAUAAACUCAAUGAGGGAUAUGCAAACAGAAAUCGACGUGUCGGACGGUUCCUUGCAGUUUAA